This is a messenger RNA of Patiria miniata (bat star), 598 nucleotides long. Its product is annotated as alpha-N-acetylgalactosamine-specific lectin-like. The coding region runs from base 1 to 480 and encodes 159 amino acids. Lineage: Eukaryota; Metazoa; Echinodermata; Asteroidea; Valvatida; Asterinidae. The transcript has a single exon. The record is from RefSeq and is a predicted model, not a curated record.
AUGGCUUUCAUUCGAGCCUUGUGCUUCGUCCUGUUGGUGGGUUUGGCCGCGGCGUGUCAACCACGCUGCCCCAAGUGUCCACCGAUGUGGACUUUCUACAAUGGCAACUGCUACCGUUACUUCGGCAUUGGCAAGACCUACGAUGAAGCUGAGAAGCACUGCCAGGAGUUCACUCAAGUCGGUCAGGGUCACCUGGCGUCCAUAACCAGCGCUGAGGAGAAUGAUCUGCUCCUCACGAUUUUUAAGUCGUCCGGUGGAAAGGACAGGCUGUGGAUCGGCUUCAACGACUUGGCAGAGGAAGGGAACUACAUAUGGAAAGAUGGAUCAGCGGUCAGCUUCACCAAAUGGCGCAGGUCCGAGCCCAACAACGCCGGUAAUAAUGAGCACUGCGCUCACAUGUACCCCAAUAAUGGCGAAUGGAAUGACACCGAAUGCAACAGAGCUGUUCCAUUCAUGUGCAAAAUGACUACUACAAAGUAAACGUCCCUACAAUAGACAACCACGGAGAUACGUAAGCACAUAUUUACCACAUCAAACCUGAAACCCUCACAAUCGAUACCAAGUCGAUGUCGUCGGCCAUGAUCACCUCACAGUCCUC